Messenger RNA from Salvelinus fontinalis (brook trout), 732 nucleotides. RefSeq names its product chromobox protein homolog hpl-1-like. NCBI's taxonomy places the organism in Eukaryota, Metazoa, Chordata, Actinopteri, Salmoniformes, Salmonidae. The transcript is spliced from 3 exons. Bases 268 to 732 code for a protein of 154 amino acids. The record is from RefSeq and is a predicted model, not a curated record.
CCGGUGCGACUGCAGUGGACAGCUGGAGCGGACAGGGCGUUUGGUCACCUGAAGGCUCUGUUUACCUCAGCUCCCGUGCUGGCGCAUCCUGAUCCUUCCUUAGCAUUCAUAGUUGAGGUGGACGCGUCCGAGGCGGGGAUAGGGGCUGUGCUGUCUCAGCGCUCGGGUACGCCACUAAAACUCCGCCCCUGUGCAUUCUUUUCGAAGAAGCUCAGCCCGGCGGAGCGAAACUAUGAUGUGGGGGACCGGGAGUUGCUGGCUGUUGUCAUGGCUCUGAAAGCGUGGAGACAUUGGCUUGAGGGGGCAAGACACCCUUUUCUCAUUUGGACUGACCACCGCAAUCUGGAAUACAUCCGGGCGGCGAGGAGAAUGAACCCUCGCCAGGCAAGGCCGGUGGUGGCUGGUCCGCUCCAGCAGUCUGAGGUGCGGGAGGUCCCUCCGCCCCCUCUUGACAUCGAGGGGGUCCCGGCGUAUACCGUAAGGGCCAUCAUGGAUUCUAGACGUCGGGCGAGGGGCCUUCAGUACCUCGUGGAGUGGGAGGGGUACGGUCCGGAGGAGAGGAGCUGGGUACCGGUGGAGGACAUUCUAGAUCCAUCCAUGCUACAAGAGUUUCACCGUCUCCACCCGGAUCUCGACUCGUCGGGCUUCCACGCCUCAGCCGGCUUGUCCGGCUCCUAUGCCUCGGCCGGCCCAUCAGGCUCGCCCAAGUGGGACACAGGGUGGCGCCCCUAG